GAGGAGGAGGAGGGGAAAAAAGGUUACAUUGUAGCCGUCUUUCUGUCUCUCUCUCGCGCGCUCGCGCGCGCUGGCGCGCAGGCGCAGAAGAGGGAGUAGGGGGGAAAAACCAGGAGAACCGCGGCCUCCUGCACGUGUGAACGCGCGGCGGGACCCGUGUCGGGUCGGAUCGGCCCACGGAGGCGGCAGCGGCUUCUCCUCCUCCUUCUUCCCGGGCCAGGAGCCAUCGGCUUUGGGGUAGGGAGAAAAGAAAGUAACCCUAACCUCGCGGUCCCCCCUGGCCUCCAUGGCCGGCGGAGGCUGGACGCUGCCCGGCGGGGAUUUCCUCUCCCCGCAGCCGCCGGCUUCCCAGCAGGAGCAACAGCCGCCUCCGCCGCCGCCUCCUCCUCCUCCUCCGGAUGCCGCCUCCACCGAGGCGAGGAAGCCGGCCUUGGAGCCGUGGCGGGAGGCUCAGGAGAGCGACCGGCAUUGGGCUCUCCGAAGGCAGUUCCUGCUCCGCAACCUGCCGGGCUACCGGGGCUCCGACGCCUUCCAGCAGCUGCUGGCCCUCUCGCACGUCUGGAGCAACCACGUCUUCAUGGGCUGCAGGUAUGGCUCCCAAAUUAUGGAGAAAAUCCUGCAGAUGGCAGAAGGCAUCGAUAUUGGUGAAAUGCCAUCCUUUGAACUGGUGCCGGGCACGAAGGCAGCCAAACGACCACGAUCCCCACGCCAUGACUCUCCCCAAAACUGCAAGAAUCCAAGAAAGCAAGCUCCCAAAUUCCGUGUCCGGCCGCGCUUUGAGCCAAUCCACUUUGUCGCCAGCAACACUCAACCGCCGGCAAAAGAGGAGUCUUCAGAAAACCAAGUCCAAGACACUCCGGAGAACAUCACGGCCCAGCAGAUCCAAAGCUAUGCUGAUCGGGUGUUUAGCAGCUUCAGCACCCAAGAUGGGGACCUCCAGUUCUCAAGUUCAGUAGGCCUUGGCUAUGGAAGUAGCCAGGUCAAACCCCCUGACGCUAAAGUGGCUCUCGUCAGUACAGAGACUUCUAGUGCGGGGGGCACGACGGCUUCGUUGGACUCUCUUCUUCUCCAACCCUCUUCUGAAACGUUCCCCAAAUCGGUGGUAACAGCCAAGCAGUGUUUCAUUAACAAGCUUGUAACGGCAGUCCGCAACAAUCUCGGCAACCCCAAUUGUAGCGGUGGGCCGGACAAAAUUAAUUACACGUAUCUUUUGACGCGGUCGAUUCAGGCUUGUAAGACCAACCCGGAAUAUAUUUAUUCUCCCCUGAAGGAUAUUUCUCCCGCUGAUCUUCCCAAGAAGAAGAAGAUCCUCAAAGAAGGAUUUGCCUGUGAGGUGAGGUGCCAGAACGUCUAUCUGACCACGGGCUAUGCGGGUAGUAAAAACGGUUCCAGAGACCGGGCUACUGAGCUGGCGGUGAUACUGCUGCAGAAACCCGUUGAAGUCAAAGUAGUUCAGCGGAAAUUCAAGAACGCCACGCGGGAAGAUUUGGUGGUGUGCGAAAGUGGGACGUCUCCUCUUGAAUUCCCGCCAGCACUCAAACCGCCGGAUGAUACGAACCCCCCUGCAAAGGACAGUGUAUCGGGACAGCCAGGUUCGGAUCCACAACAGGGGCCCAGCUCAGCCAAACACUGGACUAACUUUGUCCUCACCGAAAACGCCAGCGACGCCAUUGGCAUUUUGAACAAUUCUGCCUCCUUUAACAAAAUGACCGUGGAGUACAAAUACGUCUUGAUGCCCAACCGUCUCUGGCGUUGCAGCGUCUAUUUGCAAGGCCACUUCUUAGCGGAAGGCUGCGGCACCAAGAAAACCAGCAAGCACGCCGCGGCGGACGAAGCCGUGAAAAUCUUGCAGAAGACGCAGUCCAACGUCAGCGCCACCAAAGCCGUCCAGGUUCAGAAAGUCAGCGGGGCUGCCCGCAACCCGGCAAAGAAGAAGAACUUGAAGGACCUGGUGGUGUAUGAAAACUCCAUGAAUCCGGUCUGCACGCUGAACGACACCGCUCAAUUCAACAAGAUGACAGUGGAAUACGUCUUCGAAAGGGUGACCGGCAUGCGCUGGAAGUGCAAAGUGAUGCUGGAGAACGAAUUGAUCGCCGAAGCCGUCGGCGUCAAGAAGACCGUCAAGCACGUGGCCGCCGAGGAGGCCGUGAAAGUUCUCAAAAAGACCCAGCCGACCGUGGUUAACAAUUUGAAAAAAGGCACCAUCGAAGACGUCAUUUCCCGGAAUGAGAUUUGCGGCCGCUCGGCCGAAGAGGCCUUGAAGCAACAGAUUAAAGAAGACAACAUCGGGAAUCAGAUUUUAAGGAAGAUGGGCUGGACGGGGGGUGGUUUGGGUAAAAGCGGGGAAGGGAUCCGGGAGCCCAUCGCGGUGAAGGAGCAGUUCAAAAGGGAAGGGCUGGGACUGGAUGUCGAAAGAGGUUCUCAGAUCACCAAAAAAGAUAUCGAGCAGAUCAUCCAAAAUUACGCUUUCUCGGACAGGAAGAUCGAUCUGACUUUUUCGACGGAACUCACCAACGACGAGCGGAAACAGAUCCAUCAGAUAGCCCAAAAAUACGGGCUGAAAAGCAAGUCCCACGGCCAGGGCAGGGAUAGGUACCUAGUGGUCAGCCGGAAGAGGCGUAAAGAAGAUUUGCUCGACCAGCUGAAGCAGGACGGUCAAGUUGGUCAUUAUGAACUUAUCAUGCCGCAGGAGAAAUAGGGAGCGAACCCGGGGGGAAAAAAAAAAAUUCCCAUGGGUGGUCUGGACAGGAACCGGGUUUCCAUUAAACAGGGGGAGAGGAAAAAAUAACCCAGACAAUGUAUAUUGUAGUUGGGGGGAGGGGGGAAGGAAAAAAAAAACACCAGGUCAAAUGUUUCCCCUACUUAUUUUAAUUUCUUUAUACUACUUGAGAAACGGUCUUGUCCAAUUUUCAUGUCGUGCAACAGCAUCUGUGCCUGUUUUUAAGAUUCUCUCAAAUAUGACAUUUCCCCUCCCCCCCCCCCGCCCGCCCUUCAUGUUUUAUUAAUUUGGUUAACAGCAGGAAUAGCUACUUGGCAAGGGAGGGGGGGCGACACGGGCACAAUUUUAAAAAGGAUGUUUUUAUUUUGUCCUUUUUUUAAAAAAAAGAAAAAAGAAAAAAGAGGGGAUGUAGAAAGACGGCCGUAUAAAGAGAACUAUAUGUAAAGUGGAUCUUAAUAAUAGAUUUUUUUUUAAUGGCUGGGCAUGCAUGGGAGGGCAUGUUUUAUAUUUAAAAAAGGGUGAGCGUAGAGGCACAAAACUUUUUUUCAGCAUAUCCAGAAAUGGUAUGGCUACAGUAUUUGACCUCUUGGUUGAACUUGAACCAAACAGACCGGAAGAGGCUGCAAAAUUGGCAAAUCCUAAAAAAAUAUAUAUAUUUUUUCUCACUAUCCGACAUCUAGCCUAGUCCUGAUUCACCGUUUCAUUGGACAAAGUGUGUGAUUCCUCCCUCUGCCCCCCCCCCCGCCCUCCACCAUCUAAGGCUUUAAAACUCGUCUUUCAUCGACUUCAGCAGAGGGGGGGGGGGAAUUGCACCUGGCCAAAAUCUCUUUACAGGUUUCUAGCCCUCUGGAUUAAAACCAAGCCGCGGAAGCUCAGGGAUCCACAGAUCGCGAAUGCCACGUUGUUGGGGUACAUAUGGAUGUUGGGUUUAUUUCUUGGGCUCCUAUAGCAUCAAGAGCUAACAAAUUAGCAAAAGGCUUGUCACCUGGUCUGUGCAAUUCCCAGCAGAUCUAUCAUUUGUGAUGUGAUGCCAGGGGGUUUGUGAGGCUUCUACAUUUUGAGAAACCGAGGCAAAUGUAUUAUUGUGUUUUCCAUCAGCUUUAGAGGAGGAGAGCGUCUCUUAUGCUACCUUGUCACAAGCUUAUUUCCAUCGGAACGGACAGGAUGGAGUUUCAUUUAUUUCUCUCCCGGAAGCCUCUACGUAUUACCCCUUUUGUGUAAAUGUGCUUGUAUAUUUUCAUGGGGAGAUCAACAAGUAAAAACAGGUUCUCUCGC
Messenger RNA from Ahaetulla prasina, 3994 nucleotides. RefSeq names its product NFKB repressing factor (gene NKRF). The transcript has 3 exons. The coding region runs from base 287 to 2698 and encodes 803 amino acids. The record is from RefSeq and is a predicted model, not a curated record. Gene Ontology annotation, molecular function: nucleic acid binding. NCBI's taxonomy places the organism in Eukaryota, Metazoa, Chordata, Lepidosauria, Squamata, Colubridae. Gene Ontology annotation, cellular component: nucleolus; nucleoplasm.